AUGAUCGACCUAUUUUUCUUUUAUCAUGAAUUACCAGUCACAGGCGUCAAUAGUAAAACAGAUGCAGAGAACACUGAAGUACGGAAGGAAAGACAUGGAACUGAAGAGUUAUUUCCAGCUAAUUAUCGCACCUGCAUUGAAUUUGUCAAACUUGCCAACAAGGCAAUGCUGAUGUUUCUUGGAUUGGAUUCUGCUUCCACAUCUGGCGGAGAUCAUGCGCGCGAGUCUGCACAAUCCCGAGAAGAAACAAUGCCUUACGAUGUUGUUCCAGAUCAACUGAUCAGUAGUGAAACUCCGCCCAGUACUGAUUCUAUGAAAACUACGGGAAGUAGUACUGAUGGGACAAUGAAAUUAGAGACUCCAAUAUUACUUGCAGCCAAGAAUGGUAUCGCCGAAAUUGUGGAAAGAAUCCUAGAACUCUGUCCAAUUGCCAUUAAUGACGUGAAUGCAGAUAAUAAGAACAUAGUAUUGUUGGCGGUGGAGUACAGGCAACCAAAGUAUGUCAGGGAUUCCAUGCCCCGCAACUUUUUCCCCCGCUAUAACAAGGAGGGCAAGACCCCAAGUGACUUGUUCACUGAAACCCACAAAGACCUUGUAGAGAAUGGUAGCAAGUGGCUAACAAACACUUCUCAAUCCUGUUCCGUCGUAGCUGCACUCAUCGCCACAGUGGCCUUUACUGCCUCCACCACGGUCCCCGGAGGCUUCGAGAGUACUGGCAUUCCAGCGCUCGAAAACAAGCCUGGUUUUGACCUCUUCGCGGUCUCAUCACUCGUAGCUCUCUGCUUCUCGAUCACGGCCUUAGUCAUGUUCCUCGCCAUCUUAACAUCACGAUACCAAGAGAGAGAUUUUGGCAGCAACUUACCUAGGAAACUCUUGAUGGGUUUAACAUCUUUGUUCGUGUCCAUAGCCGCGAUGCUAAUUUCAUUUUGUGGGGGCCAUUUCUUUGUGCUGAAGGAGGAGCUAAAAUUUGCGGCGAUUCCAGUGUAUGCAGUGACAUGCCUACCGGUAACGUUUUUUGCUGUGGCGCAGUUUCCUCUUUAUAUUGAUCUUUUACGGGCUACCUUAUCGAAGGUGCCACAACGCAGCCACAAGGUCGAUCCCUGA
Molecule: messenger RNA, 1104 nt
Organism: Juglans microcarpa x Juglans regia
Lineage: Eukaryota; Viridiplantae; Streptophyta; Magnoliopsida; Fagales; Juglandaceae
Product: ankyrin repeat-containing protein ITN1-like
Exons: 4
Coding region: 1-1104 (367 amino acids)
Source: RefSeq, a predicted model, not a curated record